AAGGGAAAUGUGCAGUAUACAGUACGACUAACAUCACCCGUAGUCCGCUGAUUGACGCUCGGCUAGCUCUAUCAAGGCAACCUCACGUGGUGAGUCAUAUGCGGGAUGGAUAUAAGAGUCCUGUUUGAUUUAGGUGAGACGCAACUGAUCCGGGAACGGCAAAAUACCCUUUGGCUAUUGCACAAGCUGUCCCAAUUCCAAGACAAAGCAUUCGAACAGAGUCUCCUCCGCAAGCAUGGCAACGAGCCAGUCUCCGACGCCUGUCAAGGCGCCUGCGCAUGUUCUGUCCUUGCUGGAUAGACUCCACAAAUUAUCGAUGGUCCAAGAAGAGGCAGUGACUGCCGAAGAUUACAGAGCGGAAGGCUUCGACAACUUUAUGCGCGAUAAGUUCAUUGCUCUGGACCAAGACAAAUGCGAGUUUGUAUACCAACUCUGUCUUGCCAUCAACGCAAAGAACAUCGUCGAAGCUGGAACGAGCUUCGGUGUGAGCACGAUAUACCUCGCUCUUGCGGUCUUCAACAACACCAAGUCCGGAGCAGCUCUCGGAACUGUCAUUGCGACGGAGUGGGAGAAGUCCAAGGCCGACAAAGCCAGAGAGCACUGGAGAGAAGCGGGAGACGAGAUUGCAAAGUGCAUCGAGCUCCGAGAGGGCGACAUUCUGGAGACGCUAAAGGAUGGCUUGCCCGAAGUCGAUUUGCUCCUGCUUGACAUUUGGGCGCCCUUAGCUCUGCCUGUCCUCAAGCUGGUCCAACCAAGGAUGCACCGCGGCGCCGUGGUCAUAGUGGACAACACCAUAAGUUCAGCGUCAAGGUACAAGGAUCUUCUAGAGUAUCUGCGAGCCUCGGGUAGUGGCUUCACAAACCUGACCUUGCCUUACACGAAGGGUUUGGAGAUGAGCGUGUACAUGCCAUGAUAAUGCGCCAGUUGCUGAGAUAUGAUAUAUGUUUAUGGAAGCUUUCAACAAGCUGCCUCAUUGCUCUUGAUCGAGGGUGAUCUCCAUGGCUCCGCAAGCUGGCUUGAUCACAAAGAAAUCUACCAUCGUGGCGUCCUUAUCUUUCAUGCUGUCUGCGAUUCUAGCGGUCGGGCACGCGCGGAAGAACCGUGCUACAGCGUGAAGAAGCUCCAUGC
Messenger RNA from Exophiala xenobiotica, 1128 nucleotides. RefSeq lists its product as uncharacterized. The record is from RefSeq and is a predicted model, not a curated record. The transcript has 3 exons. Lineage: Eukaryota; Fungi; Ascomycota; Eurotiomycetes; Chaetothyriales; Herpotrichiellaceae. Bases 236 to 913 code for a protein of 225 amino acids.